AUGCGUCGAGCUGUAUUUCAAACUCUGCAUGGACUCUCCCACCCUGGGAUCCGAGCCUCUCAAAAGCUCCUCGCGGAAAGGUUUGUCUGGCCUGGUAUGAACAAGGACGUCAAAGCUUGGGCCCGGUCGUGUCUGAGCUGCCAGCGCAACAAGGUGCAGCGUCACAACAAGUCCCCACCAGGCACUUUCCCCAGUCCCGACGCACGGUUCAGCCAUGUGCACCUGGAUGUCGUAGGCCCCUUGCCUCCAUCCAAGGGUUUCACCUACCUCCUUACCUGUGUCGAUCGAUAUACUCGCUGGGCUGAAGCUAUUCCUUUGCCGAAUGUUCAGGCUGAAACCAUCGUGAAGGCCUUCGUCAGUCGUUGGGUCGCCAUGUUCGGUGCCCCAUCCACGGUUACGACUGAUCGUGGUGCCCAGUUUGAGUCGGCACUCUUCCAAACGCUACUCAAUUUCCUUGGCUGCACACGCAUUCGGACGACAGCCUACCACCCCGCUGCCAACGGUAUGGUGGAACGUUUCCAUCGCCAGCUAAAGACCGCCCUCCGUGCCGUAGAAGACCCAGGAAACUGGUCGGACAACCUUCCUCUUGCACUCCUCGGCAUCCGCGCAGCUCUGAAGUCGGAUCUGGGCUGUAGCGCAGCUGAAUUGGUUUUCGGCACUACCCUCCGCCUGCCAGGCGAGAUGAUCAACCCAACCUCUCGUGGAGCCGACGAGACUCCUGACAAUCUUGUGCACCGUUUGCGGCAAUUUAUGCGCUCGCUUUCCCCGGUUCCACCUCGAGCUCCAAUGACUGAGUCUUAUGUCGAAAAAGACUUGGACAAAUGUACUCAUGUGUUCGUCCGGUGUGACCGUGUGCGCCAGCUGCUGGAAUCACCAUAUAAAGGACCGUUCCGCGUGCUCGCGCGCAACACCAAGACCUUCCGGAUUCUUCGCAGUGACAAGGAGGACGUGGUCAGUGUCGAUCGGGUCAAGGCUGCUGUUGCGGAGGAGCCGCCGGACCUAUCACAAGGACAAACAUGUGCUGACCAGCUAACCCCUGUUCCUCCAUCUUCCCUAUCCCCUACCCGUUCGCCCUGCCCACUGCCUUGCCCUUCCCCUCCCUUGCCCUCUACCCCUCCGUCCCGCAUACUUCCUCUCCCUACAUGUCAACAGCAUCCAACUGCAACACCAUCGUCCACCACAGCACGCAGUCAACCCUCCUCGACUGUACCUCCUGCAUACAUAACUCGCAGUGGCCGUCACGUUCAUUUUCCCGAUCGUUUAGUUACCCAUUUUUUCUAG
Messenger RNA from Spirometra erinaceieuropaei, 1281 nucleotides. The record is from the annotation of a GenBank genome assembly. NCBI's taxonomy places the organism in Eukaryota, Metazoa, Platyhelminthes, Cestoda, Diphyllobothriidea, Diphyllobothriidae.